AUGAGAGGCUUCGGUGCAGGUGGUGAUGGUGGGAUGGUGGGCAUGGUUCUCAAAGUUGCGCCUGUCGUGUGCUCCUUUUUCGCUUUUGUUUUUUUGGCCGUUGCCUUGUCGGCAGGAAGCUCACCGAAUUAUAUUGAAGGGUUGAGUGUGAUUAACUUCAACAUGUCUACCUUUGGCAAAAACCUCAUCAAGGCCCCCAACGUCCAAGAAGCCGCCCAAGGCGGCUGCGACAAAGCCGACAACGCCGUCACGGACGCGGGCAACGCUCUCGGCAACGUAGCCGGUGGUCUCGCCGGUGCUUUCGGCGGCAAGAAGGCCGAAGAAGACGCCAAAAAGGCCCUCAACGGCGCCUCGGACAAAGUCGGCGACGGCGUCGGCGCAGCCUGCGAAAAGGGUGCUGAAAUCGCCGACAAGGCCGUCCGGCUCGGCCAGGACCUCGUCGACAAGGCCCUCGGCAGCGUCGCCAAAGCCAUCGGCCUCAAGGAGUACUACUCCAUCCACAUCGGCGCCAUGUGCGAAGGCAUGUACGCGCCCCUCUUCUCCGACCCGGCCGCGGAGCCGAACGUGGAAAAGUGCACCAAAAAGUUCGUCGUCGAGCAGACCGACCUCUCCAAAUCCCUCGACGCCUCCCUCAACGUCGGCCCCUUCAAGUUCAAGCUCAGCGACGUCGGCCUGAUCGACACCAUCCAGGACGCCCUGGACCUCAUCCCCCGCGCCCUCGCGGCGAUGGGCUUCUUCUUCCUCACCUCCGUCGUCUUCCUCGCCCUGGCGUUCCUAGGCUCGACCGCCGCCCUCGCCUCCGCCUUCGUCCCCGCCCUCGCCGCCCGCGAGACAGCCCUCAUCCUGCCGACCCUCGUCUGCCUCGGAAUCGGCUGGUUCCUCGCCGGGAUCGGCACCCUCGGUCUCACCGCCGCCGCCGAAAAGAUCAAAAACGCCGUCAACGAAGACGGCGCCAAGUUCGGCCUCUCGGCCGCGACCUCUCCAGGCCUCUACUUCCUCAUCUGGGCCGCCGCCGUCCUCUCCACCCUCGGGUUCGCCACGCUCGCCUACGCCUGGUACAAGUCCCGCCACGUCAGCGGCGACCGCUCAGAGACAGACUCCGACCUCGACGAGCAAAAGCACGUUGCCAGAGGCCAGUACCCCAUCAUGCAGGGGAACUACCCGCCUUCUGAGCGGGGGAGCUACUACGGCGCCCAGGACGGACAGGACCAGAUGCAGCAGGUGGAUUUUGGCGGGCAGCCCCAGGGGCAGAUGCGCCAGCAGGAUGACACGUAUCUCGGUCAGCCGGUGAACGACGGGAGGCCGAGCAAAGAGUAUUACCAGCAGCAGCAGUAG
This is a messenger RNA of Podospora anserina S mat+, 1335 nucleotides long. RefSeq lists its product as uncharacterized. NCBI's taxonomy places the organism in Eukaryota, Fungi, Ascomycota, Sordariomycetes, Sordariales, Podosporaceae. Gene Ontology annotation, cellular component: plasma membrane; cell cortex of cell tip. Bases 1 to 1335 code for a protein of 444 amino acids. The record is from RefSeq and is a predicted model, not a curated record. Gene Ontology annotation, biological process: fungal-type cell wall organization. The transcript has 2 exons.